Messenger RNA from Menidia menidia (Atlantic silverside), 1278 nucleotides. The record is from the annotation of a GenBank genome assembly. NCBI's taxonomy places the organism in Eukaryota, Metazoa, Chordata, Actinopteri, Atheriniformes, Atherinopsidae.
AUGAGUGUGACAAUCAUUUCUGGUUUCAUUUUGUGUCUCUCCAAAGACUCUGUGCUGCUGCCCCGGACUUUCUCCGGUCACUUUGUAAUGGUCACUGAUGAGCCCCCAGACUACCUUGACCUAUCUGCACUGGACUUGUUGAGUGACGACGGGGGCUCGGGCCAGGAGAUGGAGCAGCAGUCCGUUAAAACACAUGGCCACCACCACGGUCAGCAGCACCCCCCGAAAAAGCUCUAUUUUGUCUCGGAGGAAACCAAAGGAUUUCUCCAGGGUCGCCUGGCAACAAGCUUCGUCCCCACCAUUUACACCCUGGUCUUUAUUAUCAGUGUGCCCCUCAACCUUGUUGCCGUGGUGAUGUUUGUGCGUUACAUCCGUCCCAGGAAGCCGGCGGUGAUCUACAUGUUGAACCUGGCCUGUGCUGACCUGCUGUUUGGCCUUCUUCUUCCUUUCAAAAUUGCCUACCAUUACCAUGGUAACAACUGGAUUUACGGCUCCUUCCUAUGCACAGCUGUCACGGCAGCCUUCCACUGUAACAUGUACUGCUCCGUCCUGCUGGUCAUGUGCAUCGGCGUUGACCGCUUCCUCGCCGUGGUUUACCCCAUGAACUCUCUAACAUGGCGCAGCCCUCAGACGGCUUCAGCUGUGUGUGUGGCCAUGUGGCUCUUAUCCCUGGGAGGGGUGUCCCCCAUCCUGAUCUCGGAGCAGACCGUACACUUAUCAGACCUCAAAAUAACCACCUGUCAUGAUGUGCAGGAUGUGGAAAAGCUUCAGUCCUACUAUCUGUAUUUUUUCCCCAUCUACUCCUCCGUGUUCUUCUUCAUCCCGUUUAUCUUCACGGCGGUCUGCUACGUACGGAUCAUUCAGGCUCUGGCGGCGGCCAACGUGGAGAACCGCACCAAGAAGACCCGGGCCAUGGUGAUGACCGUCGUGGUGUUGCUGGUGUUUGCGGUCUGCUUCACGCCCACCAACAUCAUCCUGAUGAUUCACUACGUUGGGCUGGCUCACAGGUCCAGCGACAGCUCCUACCAAGCCUACCUGCUCUCCAUGUGCUUGGGCAGCAUCAGCUGCUGCCUGGACCCAGUCCUCUACUACUUUGGCUCCUCUCAGUGCAGGAAGCGGGUGGCAGUGCUGCUCAGGUGCGGGCGACUUGUACACGUGGGAAGCAGCUCGGAAACGCACAGCACACGAACAAAGGGAUCCACACACAGCACCCGAUCGUGCAAGAUGGAGGGCGAUCAGACUGCUCUGGGGAGUCAGUACAGCAGGCUGGUGGCCUGA